UGUAAGAGGUACCAAUAUCUAAAGAAGCGAGAAAUUAUGAAAAUGUAAAUUUGCAUCCUGUUCAGCCUAUUUUUUGCAUGAGGUACAUCGCUAUUUCAAAAUAAACACAGUGUACGUCGUCAGCGAGCACUCUAAAAUGUCGGACAAUGAAAUCGAAGACGUGUCAUUCUUGCCAGGAGAGAGUCUUCACAGACGGGCUGUUUAUGAGCGAGGUAUCAUACAGAGGUUUAGAUUCGUGGCAUGCACAAAGGCCAAGAUUGCCUUGGGUCUGGUUCUUGUGGUGUUAAUCAUCAUCAUUGUGGCACUGUCGGCAACUAUUGCAAAUCAUCAAGACACGGAAAAGAGCAGUUCAGAAAAAGUGAUUGAAAAUGAAAAACAACAAACAACAACACUCACCCCUGUUAGCACUCCUAACUACACAGCAACAAAUGGACAACCCUUUCCUUAUCACAAUAUUCGACUUCCACAUUCUGUAACUCCUGUCAGUUAUAAAAUGUAUAUGCACCCAAACAUUUCAGAAUCUUUUUUUACUGGACAUGUUAGUAUUAUCUGUGAUGUUAAUGAGAACACUGACUUCAUUGUGUUUCAUGCGAAAGGCUUGACCAUAAUGACAAUAAAAGUAUCUGACAACAGUGUGCCAACCAAUUUGUUUGGUGUAGUAAACUGGUUAGAACAUGAGGACAAUGAGCAAAUAUAUGUCAGAUUAAUGAAAUAUUUACCAAAAGGCUUGAAAAUAAAUAUGUACAUAGAAUACAAUGGAACCUUAGGGACACUUCUGCAUGGCUUCUACAAAAGUUCGUACCUGUCAUCUUCCAACGAAAAAAGGUACAUUGCUACAACACACUUUGAGCCGACACAUGCCCGUGAAGCCUUUCCUAGCUUUGAUGAACCUGCCAUGAAGGCAACAUUUGAGAUGACCAUGAUCCGUGAUGAGCAGCAUUUCUCAUUGUUCAACAUGCCACUAAAAGUUUCAACAAAGCUUGACAAUGGACUCUAUCAAGAUGAGUUUGAGACUUCUGUGAAAAUGAGUACCUACCUGGUAGCAUUUGUUGUGUGCGAUUAUAAGAAUGUGUCAGAAACGACAAAACGAAAGAUUCAGGUGCGUGUGUUUGCGCCGCCCGACUUCAUCGGUUCAGCCAGUUACGCACUUGAAGUGGCAGUGAAGGUUAUAGACUACUAUGAGGACUAUUUUGGUGUGAAGUAUCCACUACCUAAACAAGAUUUGAUAGCUAUCCCGGACUUUGAGGCGGGGGCCAUGGAGAACUGGGGCCUUAUCACGUACCGCAUGGCUGAUGUACUGUACGACCGAGACACAGCCUCUACCCACAACAAGCAGAACAUAGCUGUUGUCAUAGCGCACGAGUUGGCACAUCAGUGGUUUGGUAACUUGGUAACCAUGGACUGGUGGGAUGACUUAUGGCUGAAUGAGGGAUUUGCAAGCUAUGUGGAGUACCUUGGCACUGACAUUGUGGACCAUGACUGGAGAAUGGGUGACCAGUUUGUGACCGAUGCCCUCCUACGUGCAGCCUACCUGGACAGCCUUGCCAACUCCCACCCGAUCAGUCAGCCUGUCAGCGACCCAGGUCAGAUCAACGAACUCUUUGAUGCCAUCUCAUAUUCGAAGGGAGCUUCCAUAAUUCGGAUGUUAAACAACUACAUAGGAGAGGAUGUGUUCAAAGCAGGAUUGGUCUCGUAUCUCAACAAGUAUAAUUAUGGCAACGCUCAAACUCAAGACCUUUGGAGCUCGCUGUCUGAAGCUGCAAGUCAUGCCAAAUUGAACACAAAUGUAACCCGUCUGAUGAACACCUGGACUGGUCAGACUGGGUACCCGGUUGUCAAGGUAACUAGGUCAAGAGACAAGAUGACCUUGACCCAGUCUCGGUUUCUUCUCAACACAUCACCAAAUGCCCAGAAUGGAACACCUUCUCCAUAUGGGUACAAAUGGGAGAUUCCUUUCUGCUAUACCACUCAAACUGAGCCUGAAAGGCCUGUGAAACAAUUGUUAACAGAUGUAACAGCAACUGUGGACGGUAUCCUAGGUGACUGGGUGAAAGGGAACUGUGGGAUGUACGGUUUCUAUCGAGUCAAUUAUGACCCUGACACCUGGAGGGGCAUAAUAAGGCAGCUUAACCAAAACCAUACUGUGUUCUCAGUGCCGGAGCGUGCUGGUCUCCUUGACGACGCCUUCAUGCUGGCCCGCGUAGGUCAGCUGGACUACAGUGUGGCCCUUGACCUCUCUCUAUACCUUGUGAACGAAGAAGAUUACGUCCCCUGGUCUAGUUUCUUGGACAGCAUUGCCUUCCUGUCAGACAGACUGGAAAGUAAGCCUGUGUAUUCAGCCUUCAAGGCUUACUUGCUGAAGCUGAUGAUGAACCGUCUGAAAACAAUAUCGGAGAAAGACUGGCUGAAAUUUGAAAAUAUAUCUGACCUGGAAAAAUAUCUGAAAGCUGCUAUUAUAGACAAGGCAGUUGGCCUGGGGUAUGCGCCUGUCCUGGAGAACGGUCGCCAGCAGUUUAUGAGUUGGCUGACAAACAAAACAAGGGUCAAAGAAUGGGGUCAGGAGUACGGGCCUUUAGCUCCUUUUUGCUUUUUCAACUUAAAUGUGGAUCUAAAGGCCGUCAUAUACAUGACUGGAGUCAUGACUGGAGAUGGCACAGUGUGGGAGUCAGUCUGGAAACGCUACAACGAGGCAAGAGAUGACAAUGAGAAACGCAAGCUUCUGUAUGCCCUUGCUAGCACCAAGGAGGCCAGGCUAUUGAGCAGGCUUUUACACUCCAGUCUGAAUGAGUCCGAGGUUCGAUCCCAGGACGCACCGAUGGCGCUAUCAUCUGUGGCAACGUCGUACACAGGUCAGAUCCUGGCCUGGAGAUUCCUGCAGCAAAACUGGGACACCAUCGUUUCAAGGUAUGGGGAUACAUCGUUCAUGAUUCCAAGCUUCAUCAAGUCUGCCUGUAGCAACUUUGACUCCAAGUUCGACUAUGAGGAUGUGAGAUCCUUCUUUGAGGCACAUGACCCCAAGUCAGGCAAGAGGGCCAUCCAGCAAGUUCUGGAGAAAAUACAAGCAAACAUCAACUGGGUGUCACAGUAUGAACAGAAAGUUGUGGAUUGGCUCAAUAAGAAGUCCCAUUAAAAUGCAUGAGGACAGUUAAAAAAAUUGUUAUUUCCUACUUAAAAUCAAAUAUUUGUUCAUAUUUAUUUUCAUGUUCAGAUUCAAAAGCCUUUAACAUCAUCUCUGCAGUUUAUGAGUUAUGGAUAAUCAAAAAUAUCAUUGAAAUUUUCUCUCAACGUAAAAUAACUUAGAAAGUUUUCACUGUUAUUGUCUAUUAACACUCUUGUUAUUAGCCCACUUGAGUACUCUAUGCUUGUUGUAACUAUAUGUAGAGCUCUGAAAUAUUGACCUUGCACUAGUUAACUCCAUUUUCCAGAAUUAUACGCAUACAUUUUUCCUACAUUUGCAUUGGCUUUGUUCAUGCUCAUUUUAAACAUGUUAUAUACAACCGUAACAAUAAACUUAGUGAGGUACACUUCAAUCGUUUAAAUUGGCUUCCAUUUCGGGAACCAAUUUCUUCUUCAUAACGGUACUUUAAUAUAAUCAUGCACAAAGAUCUAGCAAGGUUAAUAUAGGCAAGCCAUAUAAUGAAACUAUCAAUAUUGUCCGAUUUAAGAUAGGAAAAUGAAGUGUAGUGGUAUUUUUGUUUGUAAAAAUAUUGUUUAUCAUGAAACAAAUUAAAUUAAAAUGUU
Molecule: messenger RNA, 3741 nt
Organism: Dreissena polymorpha
Lineage: Eukaryota; Metazoa; Mollusca; Bivalvia; Myida; Dreissenidae
Product: endoplasmic reticulum aminopeptidase 1-like
Exons: 20
Coding region: 137-3130 (997 amino acids)
Biological process (GO): peptide catabolic process; proteolysis
Cellular component (GO): cytoplasm
Molecular function (GO): metalloaminopeptidase activity; peptide binding; zinc ion binding
Source: RefSeq, a predicted model, not a curated record